CUUGCCUUUGCAGGCGGAAAUCGCUAGCCGUUAGCGACGCCGCUAAGCACAACAUUACUGUACCAUCUUUAUCCCCGCUCGCUUUCACGGGUCUUGGCACCAGCGGUCGUCCAGCCAUGAAUUUGGAAUUGCUCGAAUCUUUCGGGCAGAACUAUCCAGAGGAGGCCGAUGGCACUCUGGACUGUAUCAGCAUGGCCCUCACCUGCACCUUCAACCGCUGGGGCACCCUGCUGGCUGUUGGCUGCAAUGAUGGCCGCAUUGUGAUCUGGGACUUUCUAACACGGGGCAUUGCCAAAAUCAUCAGCGCACACAUCCAUCCUGUUUGUUCUUUGUGUUGGAGUCGAGAUGGCCACAAGUUGGUCAGUGCAUCGACAGACAACAUUGUGUCCCAGUGGGAUGUUCUGACAGGUGACUGUGAUCAGAGGUUUCGCUUCCCUUCGCCCAUCCUUAAACUGCAGUACCACCCCAGAGACCUGGACAAAGUCCUUGUGUGUCCCAUGAAGUCUGCUCCUGUCCUGUUGACGUUAUCAGACUCCAAACAUGUGGUCCUACCUGUGGACGAUGAUUCAGACUUAAAUGUUGUUGCAGCCUUUGACAGACGGGGCGAGUACAUCUACACUGGAAAUGCCAAAGGAAAGAUCUUGGUACUGAACACAGACACUCAGGAGCUGGUAGCCUCCUUCAGAGUGACAACUGGCACCAGCAAUACCACUGCUAUCAAGUCUAUUGAGUUUGCACGGAAGGGCAGUUGCUUUCUGAUAAACACAGCAGACAGAAUCAUCAGAGUGUAUGACGGCAGGGAAAUUCUCACCUGCGGGAAGGAAGGCGAGCCUGAGCCGAUGCAGAAACUUCAAGACCUGGUCAACAGGACCCCAUGGAAGCGCUGCUGUUUUUCCGGAGAUGGGGAGUACAUUGUGGCUGGUUCAGCCAGACAGCAUGCCCUCUACAUCUGGGAGAAGAGCAUCGGCAACCUGGUCAAAAUUCUGCACGGGACCAGAGGAGAGUUGUUGCUUGAUGUUGCUUGGCAUCCUGUACGCCCGAUUAUUGCCUCCAUCUCAAGUGGAGUGGUUUCGAUCUGGGCCCAGAAUCAAGUGGAAAACUGGAGUGCUUUUGCGCCAGAUUUUAAAGAGCUGGAUGAGAAUGUGGAAUAUGAGGAACGAGAGUCAGAGUUUGACAUUGAAGAUGAGGACAAGAGUGAACCAGAACAAACAGGUGCUGAUGCUGCAGAGGACGAAGAAGUGGAUGUAACAACUGUUGAUCCCAUAUUAGCGUUUUGCAGUAGUGAUGAGGAGCUGGAAGACUACAAGGCCCUGCUCUACCUACCCAUUGCUCCUGAGGUAGAAGACCCAGAGGAAAACCCCUUCGGCCCCCCACCAGAUACCUCUGGCCCAAAUGCUUCUGCAGAGGAUGGCCCCGGGAGUGGGGACAAGAAGCAACGACAGCCAUCCGCUGAGGGAGGCCCAGCUAAGAAAAAGGCCCGCACUACCACCAUUGAACUGCAGGGAGUGCCCAGUGAUGAGGUGCAUCCUCUACUGGGUGUGAAGGGGGAUGGAAAGUCCAAAAAGAAGACAGCAGGCCGGCCCAAAGGCUCCAAAGGUAAAGACAAAGACUUCCCCCUCAGGGCAAAGUCUUACCGGGGCGACCGGCCUUCCCACACCAUCGAAACCCUGGGCAGCACUGGGAUGGGAGGAGGAGGAGGGAUAAAGGGCAGAGCAGAGGGGGGCCUGGCCACAGGAGCCGUGGUUUCACAGUCCUACAAACCGCAGGAUGUCGGGGGAAUGGAUUGAUCAUGAGCACCACCUGUUUUUCUGGAGGAGAAACAACAAGAAGAAAACAGUUCUAAGCUACAACAUGCUAAGUGCUUUUCCACUUGUAGACUCACACUGUCACAGCCCUGAUGAUGCAGCCGGACAGGACAGGACAGGACAGGACAGCUUGUGUCUGUGGAUCACAGCAUCUUCUCUGCUGAGCCCAACGACAGUUUCUAAUGUCAUCAUGGUGGUAGCAUGGUGGCUCCACACAGAAGCUUCUGGUCAUUACAAACAUGGUUGUUGCCUCUCUGGCAGGGAUGGAAACAGGCUAAUGAGGGCUUAAAGCAGCUGUAUAAUUUUACUCUAGGAUCACGUAUACUUUCUCUUUUAAUUUCUGUAGUAUUUCUCCUUUUUUAUACAUAUACCAAGAAGAAACGUGGCCCCUGUCAUUUCCCUUUUGAACAUUUGAUGGAAGUGUAGACUGCUUUUUUAUAUACAUUAAAACAAGAAUUUCUGAGUAAUGUGAAGUGUUUAGAG
Lampris incognitus (smalleye Pacific opah) is the source of this 2288-nucleotide messenger RNA. RefSeq names its product retinoblastoma binding protein 5 (gene rbbp5). The transcript has 14 exons. The coding region runs from base 117 to 1787 and encodes 556 amino acids. Gene Ontology annotation, molecular function: protein binding. NCBI's taxonomy places the organism in Eukaryota, Metazoa, Chordata, Actinopteri, Lampriformes, Lampridae. The record is from RefSeq and is a predicted model, not a curated record. Gene Ontology annotation, cellular component: Set1C/COMPASS complex.